Messenger RNA from Umbelopsis ramanniana AG, 849 nucleotides. RefSeq lists its product as uncharacterized. Gene Ontology annotation, biological process: phospholipid biosynthetic process. The record is from RefSeq and is a predicted model, not a curated record. NCBI's taxonomy places the organism in Eukaryota, Fungi, Mucoromycota, Umbelopsidomycetes, Umbelopsidales, Umbelopsidaceae. Bases 1 to 849 code for a protein of 282 amino acids. The transcript has 3 exons. Gene Ontology annotation, molecular function: phosphatidylserine decarboxylase activity.
AUGCAUUUGUUGUUUGCCGGUUAUGCUGAAGAAAAAUUUGUUGAACUCAAUACCAUCCACCAUCUCUUCCAAACCGAGACUCUUCGAGAAGGUGCCUACUUUGAUGACCCCAAGUCCGUUAGUCAAAUCCCUGCGUUUAUUCAGCACUAUGGUCUCGACAUGAGCCAAUAUGAAAUUAGUGAUCCCGCCGGAUACAAGACAUUUAAUGACUUUUUUGCUCGAAAAAUCAAACCUGAAGCCCGACCUAUUUCUGAUCCCGAAGAUGAUUCUGUCAUAACCUCUUCCGCUGACUGCCGAUUAGUUGUGUUCCCCACUGUGACCGCGGCCACUGAUUUAUGGGUGAAGGGAAAAAAGUUCACCCUUGCCACCUUAAUGCAGGACGAAGACCUUGCCAAAGAAUUUGAAGAUGGUUCAGUCGCUAUCUUCCGUUUAGCUCCUCAAGACUACCAUAGAUACCAUGCACCUGCAGCCUGUACCAUGGAGACUGCAAAGGAAAUUGCCGGAAGUUACUUCACCGUAAACCCAUGCGCCGUGAAGGAAGACCUCAAUGUCUUCACUGAAAACCACCGUUGUGUUGCAUCCUUCAGACGUCCCGAUGGCAAGCGCUUUGCUAUGGUCUUUGUCGGUGCCCUACUGGUUGGCACCAUUAAGAACACCAACACCUCUGCACCUGGCGACAGCGUGAAGAAGGGCGACGAAAUGGGUUACUUCCAAUACGGUGGAUCUACUGUCAUCGGUAUAUUCCCCAAGGGAGAUGUUACCUGGGACGAUGAUCUGCUCAAGAACUCGCAACAACCAGUUGAGACCAUCGUCCAAAUGGGAGCUCAUGUUGGCAAAUUCAACCAAUAA